Messenger RNA from Dichotomopilus funicola, 1584 nucleotides. RefSeq names its product cytochrome P450. Gene Ontology annotation, molecular function: oxidoreductase activity, acting on paired donors, with incorporation or reduction of molecular oxygen; heme binding; monooxygenase activity. Bases 1 to 1584 code for a protein of 527 amino acids. The transcript is spliced from 2 exons. The record is from RefSeq and is a predicted model, not a curated record. NCBI's taxonomy places the organism in Eukaryota, Fungi, Ascomycota, Sordariomycetes, Sordariales, Chaetomiaceae.
AUGCUCGUCACUACGACCGUUGCGUUUCUCGCCCGCCCCGAGGUGCUUGGCGCUGCAGCCAUCCUCGCAAUCGCCUACUUCUUGCUGCCGUGGGCCAUCAACUACGUGCAGCUGCAGCGGCUGAAGAAACCCGCCGUCGAUGUGCCAGUGCUCAACCUGAAGGGGAAAAGCUUCGAUGAGGCUGCGGAAUACUACUUGUACCACUUCAAGGAGAUUCUGCAGCAGGGCUAUGACCGUUUCAAGACCGUGUACAAGAAAGGGGCGUUCCAAGUCUGGGGCAUCGACGGUUAUAUCGUCAUUGUGUCGCCGCAAUACUUGGAAGAGCUAAACGCCCUGGGCACCGAUACGCUCGAUUUCCACUCUGCGAGCCAGAAGCGCAUCAUUGGCGAAUACGAAUGGCUGCGUAUUGCCGAUGAGCUCGAAGCGCACACCAUCCUGACUGACCUCACGAGGAACAUUGGCAACCUCCUGCCCAACAUCCACAAAGAGAUCGAGCAUGCGCUCGCCACAGAAUGGCCCGACUGCCCAGAAUGGAGGCCCGUCAAGGUGUGGCCGAGCAUGUUCCGCACCAUGGCGCUGGUCAUCUCGCUCAUGAUCGUGGGCCCGGAGCUGAGUCGUGACGAGUACUGGCUCAGCACCAUGAUCAACUUUGUGGAAGACGUCUUCGUCGGCGGCUGGCAGCUCAAGAAGUACUCCCUCUUCAUGCGGCCCAUCGUAGCCCGCGGCCUGGUCCCGGGCAUCCGCAGUGUCUGGCGGCACCAGGAGAACGCUCGUCGGCUGAUCGUGCCCAUGAUUGAGCGCCGGCGCGCCGAGAAAGCCCGCGCCGAGGCCGCUGGUGAGGACUACGUCAAGCCGCAAGACAUGGUGUAUUGGCUGGCCGAAGGUGCGGCCAAGACCAACCCGCCCCGCAGCGACGCCAACGUGGCCGAGCUGUGUCUGAUGAUGAACUUUGCCGCCCUGCACGCGGCCACCGUCACGCUCACCAACAUUGUGUUCGACCUGGCCGCGCGGCCCGAGUACAUCGCGCCGCUGCGGGAAGAAUACGCCGCGGCUAAGGCCAAAUACGGCGGCGGCCUCACGGAAAAGCAAGCGAUUCUCGUCAACAGCCUGAGCCGGCUGGACUCGUUCAUGAAGGAGUCGCAGCGGAUGAACCCGGGGACGUUGACAACGUUCUCGCGCCUGGUCCGCCGCGACAUCCAUCUUUCGUCCGGACUGCACCUUCCCGCGGGCACGCACAUCUUGGUCCCGGCCGCCAUGAUCUCGCUAGACGGCGAUGUUUACGAGGACCCGCUGCAGUUCCGCGGGUUCCGUUUCCACGAGCAGCGCGCCGCAGCCGAGGACACGAUGUACGCCAAACAGUUCACCACGACGUCGCCGCAGCAGAUGCACUUUGGCUACGGCAGACAGGCAUGUCCGGGGCGGUUCUUUGCGAGCGCGGUCAUCAAGUGCAUCACGAUGCAUCUGCUGGAGGAGUUUGAUCUCAAGCUGGUCGAUCCCAAGGCUGGGCGGCCGCAGAAUGCGAUUAAGGGCGCGAUGAACAUUCCCAGUGAGACGGCGGAGAUCAUGAUGGUGAGGAGGCAGUAA